Messenger RNA from Cynocephalus volans (Philippine flying lemur), 318 nucleotides. Its product is annotated as cilia- and flagella-associated protein 68-like. The transcript has 2 exons. Gene Ontology annotation, cellular component: nucleus. The coding region runs from base 1 to 318 and encodes 105 amino acids. The record is from RefSeq and is a predicted model, not a curated record. NCBI's taxonomy places the organism in Eukaryota, Metazoa, Chordata, Mammalia, Dermoptera, Cynocephalidae.
AUGGCUGACUCUCCUCUCUGCUGCUCGAAAUUUCUCCAGACACAGAAUCUUGCCUGUUUCCUCACAAACCCACACUGUGGCAGCCUUAUUAAUGCAGAUGGCCAUGCUGAAGUGUGGACAGAUUGGAACGAUAUGUCCAAGUUUUUCCAGUACGGAUGGAGAUGCACUACUAAUGAGAAUUCUUAUUCAAAUUGUACCUUGAUAGGCAACUGGAACCAAGAAAGAUAUGACCUAAGGAAUAUCGUACAGCCUAAACCCUUGCCUUCCCAAGAUUUAAGCGAGAGCCUCACUGGUUCCCAGGACAUCAACCUGAACUAG